Messenger RNA from Gadus chalcogrammus (walleye pollock), 3441 nucleotides. RefSeq names its product transient receptor potential cation channel, subfamily V, member 6 (gene trpv6). Gene Ontology annotation, cellular component: membrane. The transcript is spliced from 17 exons. Gene Ontology annotation, molecular function: protein binding; calcium channel activity. Lineage: Eukaryota; Metazoa; Chordata; Actinopteri; Gadiformes; Gadidae. The record is from RefSeq and is a predicted model, not a curated record. Gene Ontology annotation, biological process: calcium ion import across plasma membrane. The coding region runs from base 105 to 2282 and encodes 725 amino acids.
GAGAGAGCAGUGAACGGUGCUGCCAUCCAUUACACUGUGUGAUGUUAUCCCCACAAACUAAGGACUGUUAAUAUAUCCGCUCUCACGCUUAAAAUCAACCUACCAUGGCUCCGUGUCUGGCCAGAUCUGCUCCAAGCGACCUCAACCAUUGGUGGAACCAGCUGAGGUUCCGCCUGCAGAACAAGAAAGGAUGGACUGAAAUGCUGGAUGAAACAUUUCUACUCUGUACUAAACAGACGAAUAACAUUCCUCUCUUUUUUGCUGCUAAAAAGAACAGCGCUGGUUGCGUCAAGAAACUGUUGGGAUGUGCCUCCACCAACAUCUUUGAGAGAGGUGCUCUGGGGGAGACGGCAUUGCACAUCGCCGUCAUGAACGACAACGUGGACGCAGCCGUGGCGCUCAUGGACGGGGCCCCGGAACUCAUCAACGAACCCAUGACCUCUGAACUUAUGCAAGGUGUCACUCCGCUCCACAUCGCGGUGGUGAACCAGAACAUCACCCUGGUGGGUCAGCUGAUCGCACGCGGAGGGGACGCGGCCACGCCCAGAGUUACUGGCCUCUACUUCAAGAAAAGGCCAGGAGGGCUGGUGUACUACGGUGAGCACAUCCUGUCCUUUGCUGCGUGCAUGGGGAACGAAUGCAUCAUGACCAUGUUGAUGGACGCCGGGGCCAGCACAAGGGUCCAGGACUCCCGUGGGAACACAGUGCUCCACAUCUUAGUUAUGCAGCCUAACAAGACCAUCGCGUGCCAGGCCAUGGACCUGAUCCUGUCGCGCGACGUGGAGCUGGACCACUCGCUGCCCCUGGACAUGGUGCCCAACUACAAGGAGCUCACCCCCUUCAAACUGGCUGCCAAGGAGGGCAACGUUGUGGCCUUCCAGCACUUGGUGAACAAGAGGCGUGUGCUGCAGUGGAGCCUGGGCCCGCUGACCUCUAACCUCUACGACCUGUCAGAGAUCGACUCCUGGGCCGACGACCUGUCGGUGCUGGAGCUCAUCGUGGGAAGCCCCCAGAGAGAGGCUAGGAGGAUUCUUGAAGUGACUCCUGUUAGACAGCUUGUGAGUCUGAAGUGGAACCUUUAUGGAAAGCACUACUUCAGGCUCCUGCUGGUGCUAUAUCUGCUGUACAUCGGGACGUUCACACUAUGUUGUGUAUUCCGCCCACUAAAGGACACUCCGGAGAACUACACAACCUCCGAAAUUGACAAAACUAUACGAGUGCAGAAAACACUGAGCGAGAGUUACGUGACCUACGAAGACAGCCUGCGGCUGGCCGGAGAGAUCCUCAGUGUCCUGGGAGCAAUCCUCAUCCUUCUGCUAGAGAUUCCAGAUAUACUGAGAGUCGGAGCGAAACGCUACUUUGGUCAGACGGCUCUAGGAGGGCCCUUCCACAUCAUCCUGAUCAGCUACGCGUGCCUGGUGGUGCUGCUGUGCGUCGUGCGGGCCAGCGAGCUGGGCGGGGAGGACGUGCUCAUGGCGCUGUGUCUGGUGCUGGGCUGGAGCAACGUCAUGUUCUUCGCCCGGGGCUUCGAGAUGUUGGGGCCCUACGUCAUCAUGAUUCAGAAGAUAAUAUUUGGAGACCUGACCAAAUUCAUGUGGCUCAGUUUCAUUGUCCUCAUCGGGUUUUCCACAUCCCUGUGGAUGGUGUACAUGACCCAGGACCCGGAGUCCAUCCCCGCGUACCGCUCCUUCCCCAUCACGCUGUUCUCCCAGUUUGAGCUGAGUGUGGGCCUCAUCGACCUGCCGGUGGACCACACCUUCUACACGCCACCCAUCGUCCACGUGCUGCACUGCACCUUCUCCGUGGUGUCCUACAUCCUGCUGCUCAACCUGCUCAUCGCCAUGAUGAGCGACACCCACUGGCGUGUGGCACAGGAGAGGGACGAGCUCUGGAGGACGCAGGUGGUGGCCACCACUCUGAUGCUGGAGAGAAGGCUUCCCCGGUGCCUGUGGCCGCGGCUGGGCGUGUGUGGUCUGAACUACGGCCUGAAGCAGAUGUGGUACCUGAGGGUGGAGGACAGGAACGACCUGAUGGUGCAGAAGAUGCGGCGCUACAUCAACGCCUUCGCCAAGGACGGCGAGGGUGGUGCCGCCGAGAGAGAGGAGGGGGAGAAAGGCGGCGAGAAUGGCGGCGGCCCGGAGCUCAGGAGCAACAAGCAGAGGAGGGGCUUCAACAAGGUCCACGCGGGCUGGCAGGCCAUCCGCCGCAGCGCUCUGAGCAUGGACCUGGAGCCCGAGUACGAGGAGGAGGAGCAGGAGGUGCAGGACAUCCGAUUCGUCUAGAACAGGGGGGCCCACACUUUAUCGGCAUGCAAGCUACUUUAAAAAUGAGCAGGUCAAAAUGAUCUACCUACAUGGCAAAAUGCUAGACACAGCGGCUGCUGGUAGCUAGUUUCAAGCAGGCUUCCAAAAGACAAUCAGUCAUGGUGGAACGGUGUUUGCACUUAAUAAUCUUUAUGUGGCAAAAGGACAAGCAUAAAUAAGUAGAGUCAAAUAAUGCGGUCAAGGAGGUAGCACAUUUCCUCAUGUUUGGAUACUUUUCCUUUGGACAAAAUUGUCCAUGAGCCCUGGAUUUAAGCUCCAUAUCAGUUUGUACUAUCAACAUCUUCCCUAAAUGGAUAGCACAGUCUUGAGAGUCUUGAAAAAAUUGGGCAAAGUCCAACAGACAAUUUUCAUCAAUCCAGUGGUAAAUGCCAUAGGGAUGCAAUUCUUUUUUGUUUAAAUGUUAAUAUAAUUUUUUUUUUUACCCCACGCGAUCUACCCGCCCUACCUUUGUGAUCGACCGGUCGAUCGCAAUCUACAUAUUUGCCACCCCUGGUCUAGAAGUAGAAGUAGCUUGUUCUCAGAAAGACUCGUGGCCUGCGAAAACCCUCUGGCUGUCCUUCCCCCUGGUCCAUCGCUACAUUAGAGCACUCAAAGAAGACGUCUAUUUUAAUUUUUUAUGUCUGUACACAUAGCCAUCGGUGCAGUUUAAGCAGUAUUAGGCCAUAGAACUGAAUAUAUGUAUUAUUUUUAUAGAAGAAAGAGAUAUGCUGUGCUGUGUUGUGUGUGGACCGUUGUAUGAUGAGAUGAAUUAAGUUGUAUCUGAUUGCGUCUGGUCACAGCCAAACCGGACGUGGAAGUGACUAUUGCACUCGUUUUUUUUGUGUGUUUGUUAUUGUGAGUGUAUUUUUGGUUUCUCUGGGUGUUUGUUUUAUAGUGUUCAUGUUUUGUUUUGUAUAUUUGACCUUUUUUUUUAGUUUGUUUUUUGUUGUUAAUAUAUAAUAUGUAUAAAUGUACAAUGACAAUAUAACCAUCCUUAAAUGUAAAGAUGUCUUUAUUUCCAAAAUAUGCACAGGAUACAUCCAAAGCAAAUAUGCCAAAAAGUUGACUACCUGUUGAAUACAAUUAAUAGUUGAAUAAUACUAAAUUCAGCAGACGCUUAAGGUGUAAAAUCAGAAUA